Molecule: messenger RNA, 2494 nt
Organism: Eremomyces bilateralis CBS 781.70
Lineage: Eukaryota; Fungi; Ascomycota; Dothideomycetes; Eremomycetales; Eremomycetaceae
Product: acyltransferase
Exons: 3
Coding region: 128-2140 (670 amino acids)
Cellular component (GO): mitochondrial membrane
Source: RefSeq, a predicted model, not a curated record
GGGGGAAGGGCGGUGGGGACUCGCUGUAGACGAGGGUCAGAAAAACUAUACGGGUAGCACGAAGAGGGAUAGGAGAGAAAAGAGGAAGAAAGACGUUCAGCAGAGUCUGGAGCAGGUGCUCGAGAAGAUGACUGAGGACAUGAUUGCCAAGAUGGAGGGCAAGCGGUUCAUACGUGGAGCAUACUACAUGGUCACACAGUUGUUGACGCGAGCAUAUCACCAAGGCAUCCACGUCUCCUCCGAAGAAAUCGUCCGCCUCCGUAAAGUCGCAAUCGAAGCUCAGAAAAAGAAACAGUCCAUCAUCUUCCUCCCCUGCCAUCGUUCUCAUGUCGACUACGUCUCAUUGGCAAUCAUCUGCUACCGUCUCGGCCUUACUCUACCCGUGGUCGUGGCGGGCGACAACCUCAAUUUCCCUCUCGUCGGUCCGUUCCUGCAAAGUGCUGCAGCGAUGUGGAUCCGACGGUCGUUUGGGGACGACCAGCUCUACACGACGCUCGUGCAGGCAUACAUGGACACUCUGCUUCAGCAAGGAUUCAACUUCGAGUGCUUCGUCGAAGGCACGCGAUCGCGAACCGGAAAACUGCUCCAGCCCAAGUUCGGGAUCUUGGGCUUCCUUCUCGACUCCGUACUUUCGGGCCGGGUUAAAGAUGCCAUCAUCUGCCCCGUCAGCACACAGUAUGACAAGGUCAUCGAAGUAAACAGCUAUGUCUCCGAGCUGCUGGGGCAGCCGAAGCAAAAAGAGAACCUGAUGGACUUCCUCUCCGCGUCAUCCAUUCUGAGCCUCAGACUGGGGCGCGUCGACGUCCGUUUCCACGAGCCCUGGAGCCUUCGAUCCUUCAUCGACGACCAGAUGGCGAGUUAUACCAAGAUGCCGCCGCAAAUGCCCACUGAGCCGAAUGGGAAGGACACGACCCGGCUCCGGUUGCUUCGCACGCUCGGUUUUAAGGUCCUAGCGGAAAUCAACGAAGUGUCGGUCGUCAUGCCGACUGCAUUGAUCGGCACCAUUCUCCUGACAUUACGGGGACGCGGCGUUGGAAAGAGCGAGCUAGUCAGGAGGGUGGAUUGGCUGUGCGCACGCGUCAAGUCCCGAGGUGGGAGAGUUGCGCAUUUUGCUGGACUCCCAACGGAGACGGUCGUCGAGCGCGGGCUGGAAGUUCUGGGACCGGAGUUGGUCGGGGUCGUCUAUGGCCUUGUGGAGCCGACGUUCUAUGCGGUGGAUCGGUUCCAGCUUUCAUUCUAUCGUAACAUGACCAUCCAUCUGUUCGUCUCGGAGGCCAUCGUGUCGGCUAGUCUAUAUGGCCGAGUAAAACUCGGCGGUGGUCUCGAGCACCAGCGCAUGCCGUUUGAGGAGCUUCGUGAUCAAGUUCUGUUCCUCUCGCAGCUCUUCCGCGGGGAGUUCAUCUUCCCGACCGACGGCCUUGAAGCGAACCUAUCCAAAACGCUCCAAGGGCUCGAGCAGGAUAAGGUCAUCCACAUCGUCAGGAACCAGCAAGAUCCGUCGCAGAUUGAGUUCGUGGAACUGAGCGAAGAAGAGCGGGACCAGGGACGCGAGAACUACGACUUCUACUGCUUCAUGAUUUGGCCAUUUAUCGAAGCCAGCUGGCUCGGUGCGGUAUCUCUCAUGGCGCUGACGCCUCCAUCAGGGCAAGGCGAGGAUAUGUGGCUGGACAUGAAGAAGGUGCAGGAUAUGGCUCAACUGCUCGGUAAAACCCUCUACCAUCAAGGCGACCUCUCCUACUUCGAAGCCGUCAACAAAGAAACCCUCAAAAACGCCUACCAGCGCUUCGAAGAAGAAGGCAUCCUCCUCGUCGCCAAAUCCAAAGACGCCCGCAUCCCCACCACCGUCCGCCUUGCCCCUGACUGGGUCCCGCCACGCGCCCCCUCCAGCAACCACCUCCUCCCCUCCGGCCGCCUCUGGGCGUUUGCCGAGCACAUUAGCCAUAGCCGACGUGAAGGGAAGAAUCGGCGGGACGGGAACACGGUGCGAACGCGGGUGCUGGGGCUGGUGGAGCUGGUGGCGGAGAGCUUGUGGGAGCAUGCGCGGCCGGCGGCGAGUCCGGAGAGUAAGCCCGGGGCGUAUGAGAAGGUGAAGCAGCGGCGGCCGAGAAGGGCGAUUGGGGAGGGGAAGGCGAGGUUGUAGGAUGGGCGGCGGCUGGGGCGGGUUGUUCGGGUAGAUACAUUUAGAUGAUAUCCCUGGAUGAGCGUUCGGGCAUGGGCAUUGAUAUAAUGGAGUCCGCAAUGAAUAUAUUCAGGCUACUGUUAUGGUCCCGGGCCCGUGGCCUGGGCCCUUGAGUAUGGCUGACGCCACAGGGAUGUGGCUAGUGGAUGGCAUGGAGGAUUAUCAAGGAUAUAGUCAUAUGGGAGCUAUGUGUUAGGACGGAGCUGUGUUAAGGAGCUGUGUUGAACUGUGUUAGUAUAGUAGAGAGAAGAGUUUAUAUCUCGCACACAGGCGCUGGGAGAUUUCUUCCUUCUCUCUCUUCUGUUUAGAUUAAUG